This is a messenger RNA of Kluyveromyces lactis, 1512 nucleotides long. RefSeq names its product galactokinase (gene GAL1). Gene Ontology annotation, molecular function: galactokinase activity; ATP binding. The transcript has a single exon. Gene Ontology annotation, biological process: galactose metabolic process; carbohydrate phosphorylation. Lineage: Eukaryota; Fungi; Ascomycota; Saccharomycetes; Saccharomycetales; Saccharomycetaceae. The record is from RefSeq and is a predicted model, not a curated record. Bases 1 to 1512 code for a protein of 503 amino acids. Gene Ontology annotation, cellular component: cytosol; cytoplasm.
AUGUCCGUUCCUAUUGUGCCAACAGAUUUUGCUCACGCUCCAAAAUUGGAACAAUUGAAGAAUGAAUUUGUGGAAUGUUAUGAUACAGAUGAUUCCAGGAAGUUUUUUAUAACCAGAUCUCCUGGUAGAGUUAAUUUGAUUGGUGAACAUAUCGAUUAUUGUCAGUUUUCAGUGUUGCCAAUGGCUAUUGAAAACGAUUUGAUGCUAGCGUGCCGCUUAACUUCUGAAAGCGAGAAUCCAUCCAUUACUUUGACUAAUCAUGAUAGCAAUUUUGCUCAGCGUAAGUUCGACUUACCAUUGGAUGGAUCCUUGAUUGAAAUUGACCCAUCAGUGUCAGACUGGUCCAAUUAUUUCAAGUGUGGCCUCCUAGUCGCUCAACAAUUCUUACAAGAGAAAUACAACUUCAAGGGUCCAGUUCAUGGUAUGGAAAUCUACGUCAAGGGUGACAUUCCUAGCGGUGGUGGUUUGUCUUCAAGUGCUGCCUUCAUCUGUGCGGUUUCUUUGGCAAUCAUAUACUCUAAUGUUCCUGCAGGAACGCCAAUCCUCAAGGAUGAAUUGACAAAGACUACAGCUGUAGCGGAACAUCAUGUCGGUGUUAAUAACGGUGGUAUGGAUCAAGCAGCCUCCAUUUGUGGUAUCGAGGGUCACGCUUUGUACGUGGAGUUCAAACCAGAAUUGAAGGCUACUCCGUUCAAGUUCCCAGAAGAUUUGCCAAUUUCCUUCUUGAUUGCGAACACUCUUGUGGUUAGUAAUAAGGCGGAAACCGGACCUGUCAAUUAUAAUUUGAGAGUUGUUGAAGUCACCGUCGCUGCUAACGUUUUGGCUCAGAAAUUCGGUGUUACCUUACAAACUGAAGGUAACCUAGGUAAGGGUACCCUAAGAAACUUUAUGGAUUCAUAUUACACGAAAUAUGACAAAUCGUGCCGUAAGCCAUGGGAUGGCGAAAUUCAAACUGGUAUCGAAAGAUUGAAUAAAAUGUUGCAACUAGUAGAAGAAACCUUAGACCCGAAUGGAUACACCCUAGAUCACGCCGUUGAACUGUGCGGGUGUGAAUCUAUCUCUCAGUUCACUGAACUAUAUCUAACUAACUUUCCUGUUCGUUUCCAAAGAUUGAAGUUAUUUCAACGUGCUAAGCAUGUUUAUUCGGAGGCUUUGAGAGUCUUGAAGGCCUUACAAUUGUUCCAAAAAGGUGAAUCCAAUUUCUUCGAAGAAUUUGGUGCCCUAAUGAAUGAAUCGCAGGAAUCUUGUGACAAAUUAUACGAAUGUUCUUGCCCAGAGACCGAUUCCAUUUGUGAAAUUGCUUUGAAGAAUGGUUCUUUCGGUUCUCGUUUGACUGGUGCCGGUUGGGGUGGUUGUACAGUACACUUAUGUUCUACUGACACUGUUGACUCUGUCAAGAGUGCAUUGACUGAACAAUAUUACAACUUGAGAUUUCCAGAAUUGACUGCAGAAGAACUAGAAGAUGCUAUAAUCAUUUCCAAACCAAGUCUGGGUAGUGUCUUAUAUGAAUAG